Messenger RNA from Lachancea lanzarotensis, 4611 nucleotides. It is a transcript of the gene IRC20, whose product is annotated as LALA0S03e09054g1_1. Gene Ontology annotation, molecular function: ATP binding; ATP-dependent chromatin remodeler activity; ubiquitin protein ligase activity. The transcript has a single exon. Gene Ontology annotation, cellular component: nucleus. The coding region runs from base 1 to 4611 and encodes 1536 amino acids. The record is from RefSeq and is a predicted model, not a curated record. NCBI's taxonomy places the organism in Eukaryota, Fungi, Ascomycota, Saccharomycetes, Saccharomycetales, Saccharomycetaceae. Gene Ontology annotation, biological process: protein polyubiquitination; DNA damage response.
AUGGCUCUGAAAGAGGUAUUAUCACUUAAAGCAGACUUCUUUCAGUCGCAACUUGAGAUAUCGAGCUCCGCAGACAACUCAUCAACGCCAUCUAGAUCGGAGACCACCGUGAAAAGGAUCAAAAAGGCUCCUGAAUGCUCUAUUCGAGUUUUGCAAUGCAAAAUAGGGCUGGGUCGAAUAGAAACAGAAACAAAUGCAUCAGGUAAUAAUGCGGUGGCUAUUAAAGUGGAAUAUCACACCGUCGAUGACAAACAUUUCUUCAUCGCCACAAGUGCGUCAAAACCAAUUAUGAAAUGCGAUGUGACAGAAUUUUGCGAGGUUUUGGAGCUACCGCUGCAAAUUUUGGCUCAAAAGGGUCUUGAACAGGAGUUAAAGGCAAGGUCACAGGCUCUCAAAUGUCAACACAACGCCGAGAAUACCGCUUCGCGGAAGAAGCGCAAAGUGAUGACUUCUACCGCUAAUUCUUCAAUUGGUAAGAUCCAAACAAAAUACCGAGAGCUGGACUGCUCGCCAGCUCUGCUGAGUGUAACUGAUGAUCUUGAAGUAUGGGAUCUCGAAUUCACGAUCUCUCUUCGAUACAAGAAAGAUGGCCCAAACAAUUUUUCUACAGAGACCAAUCGUUUUCUGGACACACUAUUCAGUAACUCAGAUCGUCAACACUUUGUGAAACAUGAACUGACUCAUUAUUACGUUCAGAAGCAGUUCAACCAUCAAACUGCGAAAUACUCCAAAGAGCUCAAACUUGAUUCAACAGCUGAAUUACCAGAUACUCCGCAGCUAAAUGUUCGCCUUUUACCUUUCCAGAAGGAUUCAGUUCGCUGGAUGCUAAGAAAAGAAGGAUAUUUUCCUCCCAAAGCUCUACCAACUAUUAGUACGCUACAUCCUAACGAACUGUGCGAGCUUCUCAAUGCACAUGUGUCCUUUGGCUACGAAAUCAUGGCAACACUUGAUGACCUAAUGUAUUGGAACAAAUUCACCGGAUACAUACUAUCUUCAAGAGAUGCAAUAGCUGUGCUUGAAGCUACAAACUUUCGUAACGCUCCUUGUGCCCAUGGUGUUUUAUCAGAGGAAAUGGGAUUGGGUAAAACAUUAGAAAUUUUAGCCCUCAUUCUGUUAAACAAACGGAAACUCCCUGAAAAGUCAACUUUCACUACCCCAGCCGGUAAGAUGAUACGCAGGGCCUGCACUAACCUAAUCGUAUGCCCUGAAAGCAUAUUGGGACAAUGGAUCGACGAAAUAGAUAUUCAUGUCACUAAUGAAGCUGCGAAAACUGGUGAGCGCGACUUAAGAGACCGUGCAGAGCUAAAUGUGUUCCAUUACAAAGGAUUUCAAGAUGUCAAAGCGCACUUCCGAACUGACGACGUCGACCAGAUUGUACAGCAACUUGCGAGGUAUGACAUUAUUAUCUGUUCUUACACGACGGUAUCUGCAGAGGUCCAUUACGCGGAAUUCAGUGCUGCUAUAAGAUAUAGGCGUGGCAGUGCUCCCAAGUACGAUUAUUCGUCGCCACUCUCACUUUUGCAGUUCUAUCGUAUCAUUCUUGAUGAGGUUCAAAUGUUGCGAGGUGAAAGUACCAAUGCUGCAAGAUGCACAGCACUUUUGCAUCGUAUACACACUUGGGGCGUUUCAGGCACACCCGUGAAUAGUAUCUCUGACUUCAAAACGGUUUUGUCAUAUUUACAGUUUCAUCCUUUCCAGGAUAGUCCCAAAAUUGUCGAUGCUGUAAGGAAAAAUCUUGCACGAAGGACAAAAGGCCAGGUGCAGGAGGGAAACAUGGACGCUUCACAAAAUCUGCUUGUGAAAGGUAUUAGAUUUGAUGCAAACGACUUGAUGGAUAUUUUUCCCAGGUUUGAUCUGAGCAUGAGACACUCCAAGGCUGACGUUGCAGAUCAAAUUCGAAUUCCGGAACAGCACAACUACAUAAUUCCACUGGAAUUCCUCCCGAUAGAGCAAGACAACUACUUGAAUCUUUGGAAUAGCUUCCUAGACGCUUCAGGUUUGCGUAGUGAUGGCCGUGGCAAGACCUUUCUUUCCUCUAAGGAUCUGAAUUACUGGCUGGGCGUACUACGGAAGACUUGUUGUCAUGCUCUCAUGCCAAAGUCGAUGUUGAGGCAAGAGGGAGAACAGGAUUUGGGAACAAUUCAAACAAUGGACGUCAUACUAAACAAUAUGAUGAAGGAUGUUAAAGAAAAAAUCGAGAGCUUGCAUAGGGAAAACUUCACUUUGAAGAUUCAGCGUGCUCAGGUUUAUAUCGAAUUGGAUGAUGAACCACUAAAGGCUGUGGAUUUGCUUCAUCAAAUUCGUGAGGAACUAAUAGGAGAAAUAAAGCAGUGGUUUGGCAUCAAUAUUUCGGCUCAAGAGAUAGAUAAAGUAGGAGAACUUUUGAUAAGUGAUGCCAAUAGCGAUUCUCAAGUUGCAAAGGCGAAGCCUUAUAUGGAUUUGCUCCAUCAGUGCUUCUUUUUCGUCGCCACUGCUUACUAUUUCCUAGGCUCGAAAAAAUUGGAAGCAAUUGAUGCCGAGAACGAAAGGCGUGUGACGUCUGAGACAGCAGAAAUCACUACUGUUUCUCACGAUAUCACAUCACAAAAAUACGCCGACUCAUUCUCAAAAGAAGAAUUGGACAAAAUUACUUACUAUCAAGAAAACGAACAAAAGAACUACGAAUACGCCGAGGUCUUGCGUAAAGCAAUACUAGCUGAUAGGAUAAAAAAGGUGGAUGAAGAAAUUGAGAGUUUGAGGCGUUUUUUCAAAACAAAAAAAGCAAAUUCCAAAUGCUUCUUGGAUGACAUUUCCUUUGAGGAGAAGAGGGAUUACUCCUCUAACAUGGGCAUGGCCUUAUGUUACAAACGACUUGGCAAUUUGUUUCUAAAUCUCAACAGCCAGGCUGCUCAGUUUAACUCAUUGGUGAAGGACUUAAAGGCUCUCUCUUACAAACCACUAAUCAUAGAAUAUGACGAGCAAAAUCAAGAUGAAAAAGCGAAAGACUAUGAAAAUACAAUUGAGAAUCAAGAUAAAGUGUUUGCUCUAUUGGAUUGCCUCGAGCGAUUAUUGGUAAAUCGUGAAGAAGCCACGACCUCUGAUGAGGAUAUAAAACUUUCGACGAACCUGUUCAGAAACACUGACACAUUCUCGAACUAUCAUGUUGAUCUAAUAUCUCAAUUGAAUUUUUAUGAAGGUCCAACGCUCAAAAUGGUAUUCACUGAAUUGAAAAACAUUACGAUUGUAAAUGGUCUAUCGGCUUCCACCACUGGUCAUAAAGAUGACUUCGAUGCAUACUUGUUAACAUUUGAAUCAGAGAUUCCGAGGAUCAAAAAAGAAAUCAAGAUUUUACGCGAGAACAUGAAAAAGUUCAACGAGAUCUACAAUACCAAGACGGGCUAUUUCAGCAAUCUCCAAAGAAUUUCUGACUCUCUUAUUUCUCUCAUUCAAUUAGAACCCUCGGCUGUAGGGUCUAUUGUGAAGAAUACCAAGAACAACGUGCAACUCAAUGAAAACAUUCGUAAGAUCAAUAACUUAAGGUCGAGACUGAAGUAUUUAGAGACACUGACAACCUUACGUGAGGACCUCAACUCGAAGAAAAGGUUCAACUGCACAAUAUGUUUGAGUGAAAUCUUUGUGGGCUCUAUGAUCAAAUGUGGACAUUUCUUUUGCAAAAGCUGCAUUUACAGCUGGCUGAAGAACAAGAGUGCUUGUCCUUUGUGUAAGACAGAAACGUCUUUGUCAGAGGUUUACACGUUUAAAUUUCAAGAGGCACAGUUUAAAGAGGACGAAGGUCGGUCUGAUAUUGCCGAUGAGUCCGAUAUUAAAACUGCAGUCAGUGCUCAUGGAUCAUCUGAAGAACAUCUACAGCGAGAAACGCACUACCCACACAAAUUUCGCAGCUUUGAAAACAUUGAAAAAGUGCAUCAGCUUUCACUCAAGGAAACGUACGGCUGUAAAGUUGACUUUGCGGUGAAGCUUGUUCUUUACCUGCAGAUUUGCCACAGGGAAGAAGCAGAUCGUGAUCCAAACGCAAAACCACCUCAAAUCAUAAUUUAUUCGCAGUACUCGGAUUUUCUCGAUAUUUUAUCUAGCGUGCUAACGCGGCAUGCGAUCAAGCACCUGAAUACCUCUGGGUCUUCUAAAUUUUCCAAGAGCAUCGAGAAGUUCAAGAAAGAUUCAGGUAAUACUUGCUUACUUUUGGACGUUAAGAAACAAGCCACCGGGCUUACUCUAGUGAACGCUACUCACGUCUUCAUAAUGGAACCAAUUAUCAACGAUAGUGCCGAAAUUCAAGCAAUCAAUCGUACCCAUAGAAUAGGGCAGACACAGGAAACAUAUGUGUGGAAUUUUGUGAUGAGAAACACAGUAGAACAAAAUAUCGUCAACUACAAAUCUGUCUUGGAAGAAAAGAGGGCUUCAGUGAAAAAGGUGCGGUCGCUGCACGCAGAGGAGAGACAAUUAAAGCCGGAAAGCACUCCCGAUGGCGAGGGCACGUCGAAUGAUGAUGACGACGAUGAUGAUGAUGGUGAUGAUGAUGAUGAUGAUGAUGAAGAGGAGUACUCUUUCAACGUGAAUGGAGAUGAGAGCGUCUCAGGUAAACACAUCUGGAACUGCUUUUUCCAUACAUGA